Molecule: messenger RNA, 465 nt
Organism: Abrus precatorius (Indian licorice)
Lineage: Eukaryota; Viridiplantae; Streptophyta; Magnoliopsida; Fabales; Fabaceae
Product: glycine-rich cell wall structural protein 2-like
Exons: 3
Source: RefSeq, a predicted model, not a curated record
AUGAUAGUGGCAGAGAGGAGGGUGGUGGUGGAACUAAAUAAGGCCAAAGUGGAGCGAUUAUGCAAAAUUGUCGCUAAAUCCAUUUUUUGUGGCAGUUGCAGAAAAUCGCCACUAAAUCUUGUAGUUUUUGCGGCAAUUACAGAAACUACAACUAAAUCCUGGUUCAGGGGUCAGGGGUCAGGGGUCAGGGUUCAGGGUUCAGGGUUCAGGGGUCAGGGGUCAGGGUUCAGGGUUCAGGGUUCAGGGUUCAGGGUUCAGGGGUCAGGGGUCAGGGGUCAGGGGUCAGGGGUCAGGGGUCAGGGGUCAGGGUUCAGGGUUCAGGGUUCAGGGUUCAGGGGUCAGGGGUCAGGGUUCAGGGUUCAGGGGUCAGGGGUCAGGGUUCAGGGUUCAGGGGUCAGGGGUCAGGGGUCAGGGGUCAGGGGUCAGGGGGGUCAGGGUUCAGGGGUUCAGGGUUCAGGGUUCAGG